Messenger RNA from Pistacia vera, 1178 nucleotides. Its product is annotated as probable xyloglucan endotransglucosylase/hydrolase protein 23. The record is from RefSeq and is a predicted model, not a curated record. Gene Ontology annotation, cellular component: cell wall; apoplast. Gene Ontology annotation, biological process: cell wall biogenesis; xyloglucan metabolic process. Bases 162 to 1022 code for a protein of 286 amino acids. NCBI's taxonomy places the organism in Eukaryota, Viridiplantae, Streptophyta, Magnoliopsida, Sapindales, Anacardiaceae. Gene Ontology annotation, molecular function: hydrolase activity, hydrolyzing O-glycosyl compounds; xyloglucan:xyloglucosyl transferase activity. The transcript is spliced from 3 exons.
CCUCUCCAUCAACUUCAAGACCCGCCAGGAUCCUUCAAUACACGCACUUAAGUUUCCCUUCUUUGGUCAAUCGUUUAAUUAAUUUAACCACUUUUCCUGCUAUAUAAACCCUUUGCAUUAUUCAUCAGUUCCAACAAAAUAUCAAGGCUUUAGCUCAAUCCAUGGCUUCUUAUUCUAGCAAAAUGCUAAUGAUUUUUAUGGUUUUUAGCUAUUUCAUGCUUGCUUCUGCUAAUUUCUACCAGAAUUUUGAUAUAACUUGGGGGGAUGGUCGUGGGCAAAUUCUCAACAGCGGUGAACUUCUCACUCUCUCCCUGGACAAAGCUUCGGGCUCAGGUUUGCAAUCCAAGAAUGAGUAUCUAUUCGGAAAAAUCGAUAUGCAACUCAAGCUUGUCCCUGGAAAUUCUGCAGGCACUGUUACUGCCUACUACUUAAAAUCAGAAGGCUCAGCUUGGGAUGAAAUAGACUUUGAAUUCCUGGGAAAUUUAAGCGGUGAUCCUUAUACUCUUCACACUAAUGUAUUUAGCCAAGGCAAAGGUGGCAGAGAGCAACAGUUCCAUCUCUGGUUUGACCCGACCGCUGAUUUUCACACCUAUUCAAUUCUCUGGAAUCCUCAACGUAUUAUCUUCUAUGUUGAUGGCACGCCCAUUAGAGAGUUCAAGAACUCUGAGUCAGUUGGUGUACCUUAUCUCAAGAGCCAGCCGAUGAGAAUCUACUCAAGUCUCUGGAACGCCGAUGACUGGGCGACGAGAGGCGGGCUCAUCAAAACUGACUGGUCACAGGCUCCGUUCACAGCUUCUUACAGAAAAUACAACGCCAUUAAUGCUUGCGUCUGGUCUUCAAGUUCUGGAACUUCUUCUUGCAACUCGAAUUCGGAUAACAGCAACUCUUGGCUUUCGGAGGAACUCGAUAACACAAGCCAACAGAGACUCAACUGGGUGCAGAAGAAUUACAUGAUUUAUGAUUAUUGCAAGGACACAAAACGAUUCCCCCAAGGCCUUCCUGCAGAAUGUGCAGUCAAAUAACUAAUCCUAGAAAUUUAGCUCAUUAUUAACUGUUUAUAUCUUGUUAAUUAAGUUUUUUGAUGUUGCAGUUUGUUCAUUUUGUGUAAUUUUGGCAUUCUGUAGUGUAAUGAAUUAAAUGCAUGCUCUAUGUAGCUCAUAAUUAAUAAAAGGUUAGUU